Messenger RNA from Sorex araneus (European shrew), 9482 nucleotides. RefSeq names its product transmembrane protein 245 (gene TMEM245). The transcript is spliced from 19 exons. The coding region runs from base 1 to 2886 and encodes 961 amino acids. The record is from RefSeq and is a predicted model, not a curated record. Lineage: Eukaryota; Metazoa; Chordata; Mammalia; Eulipotyphla; Soricidae.
AUGCUCUCUGGGAGUUGUAGUUUUGCGGAGCCCUGUAGCCAGGCGUGGGUGCCUCGGGAUAAACUACAAGUCCCAGCAUGCCCCGCGCCGCCCGCCCCGCCUCUCGCCGGCUGGCUUUCGGGCUUUCCCACUACCGCCUCUUUCGGCAGCGGCGGCGGUGGCGGCGGCGGCGGACGCGCCAUGGCCGACGACGCCGUCUCCGGCUCCGGCGGCGGCGGCGGCGGCGGCGGCGGCGGCGGCGUCUCUGCCGAGGCGCCCAGUCCGCGGGGCUCCCCGAGCCGAGCGCCGAGGGUGCCGCGGGCGUCCGCGCCGGGCGGCGGCGGCUGCGGGGAGACGCCGCGGACGGCCGUGCUGGCGCUGCGCUUCGACAAGCCCAUCAAGCAGGCCUUCUACAACACGGGCGCCGUGCUCUUCGUGUGCCUGUGCUGCGGCGCCGCCGUGCUGGUCUACUUCAUCCUGGAGGCCUUCCUGCGGCCCCUGCUGUGGGCCGUGCUGUGCGGCACCUUCCUGCACCCGUUCAAGAGCUCGCUGACGCGCCGCGGCCGCCGCUGGCUGCAGCGCCUGCAGCGCGCGCACACGCCCAUCGUGCUGGCCGCGCUGCUGCUGCCGCUCUGCUUCGCCGACUACGGCGUGGAGGCGCUGGGCGAGCAGGCGCUGCGCCGCCGCCGCCUGCUGCUGCUGCUGGGCGCCGGCGGCCCGCUGCUCUACGGCCUCUACAGCCUGGGCAGCUACCUGGGCGUGCAGGUGCUGCUGGCCUACGGCGGCGCGCUCAUCUGCCGCGGGCUCGACUACUUCAGUAGCCUGUGGAUCUGGACCUUGGUAGUUGGCUAUGUGCUGGCUGUUUUAUUCAAGUGGAAUGCAAGCACUGAACGCUUCUUGAGAGCCGUUUCCAUUCCUGUCUGGAUAAUAUUGCUUUUUCAUUUAGCAUCCUUGGCUGGCUCAUGGAGAAUUCCCGUAUUCCUGGUUAUUGUUUUCCUGAUGUCUGUGGGCACCCUCUAUGAAAAACAGAAUGGAAAAGAGCCUUCUGGUGAAGAACCUUGGGCUCAGAGAGCCAUUUACUGGGCAGAGUUACCAGGGCAAGUCAUCUCCAUGGCGGCUUCUACUCUAGCAACCUUGGCCAUCUCCAUCACAGGCUAUGAGUCAAGCAGUGAAGACCAGGCCUGCACUCAGCCUGCAGAAGCCAGUGACGAGGGAGAACCUCCUCCAGCCGAGUCCUCGUCUCCAUCCCCCUCGACCCCGUCGCCCACCCUGGGCAGACAGAGGCCUGAGAUCGGGACGUUUCUCAGGAAGAAGAAAACCAGCGACGUCUACUUCGUGUUUCUCGUGUGGGCCAUCAUCGGCGUCCAGAUCUGGCUGAACCUGUGGAUCGUGCAGCUGCUGCCGGUGCCCAUCGCAGUGUGGAUACUCAAAAAGCUUGUCAUUCACUUUGGCGUUGUGAACUUCCUGGAGAAACGAGGCUCCGUGUGGUGGCAGAGCAUCGAGCACUUCCUGAGGGAGCGGCAGGAGGCCCUGGCACCAUGGCCAAUCAUUGGACUUGGGAAGUUCUUGUUGAAAGUUGAUAGCAAGCUCUGGCACUGGCUAAAUAAGAAGAUGAUCAUCUGGUUGGAGAAGAUGUUAGACAAAAUAAUUAGCAUUUUCAUCAUAUUUCUGUUAGUGAUAGGAACCCUCCUUUUAGCCCUUCUCCUGACUGCAAAGGUUCAUCAAGAAAGUGUGCAUAUGAUAGAAGUCACCAGCAGUUUGAUUAAUGAAACUCUAGCAAAUCACCCAGAGUGGGCAAAUUGGCUUCCUGAAGCCCAAGUAGUCCAAAGAGCUCUCAAUUCUGCAGCUAAUAAUGUUUAUCAGUACGGACGAGAAUGGAUAACGCACAAGCUUCAUAAAAUCCUUGGAGAUAAAAUGAACAACACGGCUGUAAUCGAGAAGCAAGUGCUCGAGCUUUGGGACAGACUGUACCAUUCUUGGUUUGUGAAGAACGUGACCCACUCCGGAAGGCACAAGGGACAUAAGCUGCACAUCAGCCGGCAGAACAGCUGGCUCGGGGACAUCCUGGACUGGCAGGACGUCGCGUCCUUCGUUCACGAGAAUAUUGAGACAUUUCUUUCGAUCCUCGAGUCUCUGUGGAUCGUCAUGAGCCGGAACGUGAGCCUGCUCUUCACCACCGUCACCACGCUGCUCACCAUCCUCUUCUACAGCGGGACCGCCCUUCUGAACUUCGUGCUGUCCCUGAUCAUUUUCCUGACCACGCUGUUCUAUCUGUUAAGUUCCAGUGACGAGUACUACAAGCCCGUCAAGUGGGUCAUCAGCCUGACCCCGCUCUCCCAGCCAGGGCCCUCUUCUAAUAUUAUUGGCCAGUCUGUGGAAGAAGCGAUCAGAGGGGUGUUUGAUGCGUCCCUCAAAAUGGCCGGCUUCUACGGACUGUAUACCUGGCUGACUCACACUAUAUUUGGCAUCAAUAUUGUCUUCAUACCAUCAGCGCUGGCCGCCAUCCUGGGAGCAGUGCCCUUUCUGGGGACGUACUGGGCAGCCGUGCCGGCCGUGCUGGACCUGUGGCUGACGCAAGGCUUAGGCUGCAAAGCGGUCUUCCUCUUGGUGUUCCACCUCCUGCCGACAUACUUCGUUGAUACCGCCAUCUACUCGGAUAUAUCAGGGGGUGGCCAUCCUUACCUGACCGGCCUGGCUGUGGCGGGCGGCGCCUACUACCUCGGCCUGGAGGGAGCGAUCAUCGGCCCCAUACUGCUCUGCAUCCUCGUGGUGGCCUCCAACAUCUACAGCGCCAUGCUAGUGAGUCCCACGAACUCAAUGCCCACGCCCAGCCAGACCCCCUGGCCCGCUCCCACGCAGCGGACUUUUCGUGACAUUUCUGAGGAGAUGAAAUCUUCCAUCGACUGACCUGUUGGCCACCAAGGAGAUUCCUCUGGGGAAGGUCCGCAGUGAGUCCACUCGGCGUGGCCUUCUGUCCCUGCGGCCGCGCCUCCGCCGAGCUCAGGGAAGGAGCGGCCCCUCCGUCCGCGCAGAGCCCGGGGAAGCAGAGAGGCGCCCGGCCUCCUCCCGGGAGGCCUGGACAAGAGUGAACUUGCUGAGGGCUGCUCGCAGCUUCCAGCGCAGCGUUAGAGCUCAGCAGUGUGGUGGCGUACCUGCCUGUUGCUAAGAUGGCUUGAACUGUUUCCGUUUUAUACACUGGUACCAUGGCUUGAAUUCUCCCCCCACUUCGCCUUUCUAUGCUAUUAAAGUACGUAUUUAUAAAAGUUAUUUUAAGAACCCUAAACUACCUGCUGUUGGAAGUCUCUCCUAUGUCCUUCUCUCCAGCUUGAAGCAAUCAGUCCUCUCGACUUCCCUCUGCCAGUCCCUCCCGAAUCCUGCGGCCUCUCACCUUUUGGUUUGCCAUUGCUGGAGCAGGAGGAAGGACCCUCCCACCCUUCUCCCACCACGCCUGGGCCUCUGUGAGAGGGAACAGUCCGUUGGGUGGGCUGGAGCUUGUUUGGAGUUCAGCUCAUCUCCAGCAGUGACGGGAGGUCCCUAAGGACUGCAAGAUUUCUCUUCCCGAUUCUUUCUUCCCUCACCCAAGAAACCAAGAAACCAUUGCCACGUUUUUUUUUAAAACUUGGCCUCCCCCACUAGGAGUACAAAUACCUAUUAAGUUGCUUUUCAUGGUAACAAUCUGAUAGGAUUCCGGUUGCGGUGACGUCUUUCGUUUCCAAAUAUUUCAAGAGAAAACGCUCAGGUGUGGCAGUGCUGUGGUUUGUUCAGUGUAUAACCACUUCAUUGUUUGGAAUCCCACCAAGUAGUUAUUAGCAGUAGAUUUUAUACCCAUGAGGUCUUUCUCCACGGCUUAGCGCAGUGCCUUGCUCAGAGGACACUAGGUGAACGCUUGUUGAAUAAAUCGGGACUUACAAAAAAUAAUCUCAGAGUCACGAUGACCAGUAUUAGUAUUUCCCCCUCAACCUUUCUUGGGGAAGCGUAGGAUUGCACAUCAGUCUACAUAGAGCUUUAUAUUCUUUCACAGCAGUUUUCACACGGGUGGGAAAGCGGAGAUGCAGAGCAGUGACCAAUUCAGAGUCAGAAAGUUCAAUAGUGUUUGACCUGAGACCUUUCGGGCCCCUUCAUAGUUCGCAGACUGUCAAAUUAUAGUGUUUCUUCUGCUUCCUCAGGCAGUUUUCCCAGUGCUGAGAGGCAGGUUUUCUUAUUCCUGUGCUGGAAAUGAGUCCUUUCCUCCCUGGGGCUCUCUGCUGUAAAUCAUGGUCCUCAGACUUCAAGAGAAUAUGAAGGAGAAAGCAUUUAUAGGAUCAGAGCUUACCUUUUGGGAAUACAUUUAAAAGUUUUUUGUUUAAAAAAAAUUUUUUUUCCCUAAGGCAUCCUCAUUAAGAAGCAUAAAUAAUGAUGAUUAACGUAACUGAAAUUCCUUAAGAAAAUCAUCUAAAAGUUACUCUGAGGUGAGGUCUUUGUUUACACAAUAAACAUGCAGAUUUGUUAUUUUCACCACAAGUUCCUCAGUGAUUAAACUCUGAUCUACGACCAAGGGUUACAUUGGCCGCUCAAUAACUCACUCUUUUCUUUAGUUAGUGACUCAGUCACUAAUUCAGUAAAAAAAAAAAAAGUUUGCUGAAAGUUUGCCAAAUUCUAGCUUUCUUGCCAGGCUCUGAACAGUUGUAGGGAAUAACUCAUAAGGAAAAGGCUCUUUCUCCCUUAUUAAAUCUUAGCUAGGUCAUGGGUAUUGCUCAAAUGAAAAAAUUUGCAUACAAAGGGUUGAAAGAGAAAUCAGGUUUGUUUCCAAAUAGUAUUUCAGUUUUUAGCUAUAAUUCACGCAGUUAUAUUGGGAAAAUAAACGCAGUGGCUUGGGGUGCGUAUGUAACGAUGUUCCUUAAAAGUGCUUUCAGAUGUUGGGGCUGGAGCAAUAGCACAGCGGGUAGGGCGUUUGCCUUGCACGCAGCCGACCCGGGUUCGAAACCCAUUAUCCCAUAUGGUCCCCUGAGCACCACCAGGAGUAAUUCCUGAGUGCAGAGCCAGGAAUAACCCCUGUGCAUUGCCUGGUGUGACCAAAAAGCAAAAAAAAAAAAAAAGUGCUUUUAGAUGAAUAAAGUGAAUUUCAAAAUCCACAAAAUCGCCCUUAGCUAAUACAAGGCUCCUGCAGGAUGGGGCUGUUGGAGACCUGAAAGGGCAGCUUCAGGUGGUCAGACUGAGCGGGGGCAGGCUUGCUCCCGGACUGAAGCACUUACAAGAAGUAUGAGGCCAGAGCACUAGUGCACCACGUAAGGCACUUGCCUCAUAUGCACUUGACUCGAUUUUAUCCCCAAGCACCACAUGUGGUGUCGCAGGAACUGGCAGGAGUGAGCACUGAACACAAAGUCCAGAGUAAGCCUUACAUAGGAAGAGGGUGUGUGUGUCUGUGUGUCUGUGUGUCUGUGUCAGUGUGUGUGCCCGCCUCCAGCCUCCCACCCUCCCCCAAAAAUUGUGGAUUGCCCCAGGAGUCCAACAACUGCCUACAUACUCAGAAGAUUCACAGACUUGCGGGGCUGGAGCGAUAGCACAGCGGGUAGGGCGUUUGCCUUGCAUGCGGCCGACCCGGGUUCUAAUCCCAGCAUCCCAUAUGGUCCCCUGAGCACCGCCAGGGGUAAUUCCUGAGUGAAGAGCCAGGAGUAACCCCUGUGCAUCGCCAGGUGUGACCCAAAAACCAAAAAAAAAAAAAAAGAAGAUUCACAGACUUGGGAGGGGGGUGUCUUCUAGGAACCAUUAAACCCAGAGAAUAAUGUCGCCCCACACCCUCCCAGACAACAAGGAGGCAGUAGAUCAAAUGGAAAGGAAGGUGUCUCAAGAUCAGGUCUUAAAGAUGACAAACACUCAGAUUCUCAAGAUUUGACCCAGAAGUUUCCCUGGGGGACAGUGAUUUGACAAAGGGAGAAGUAGCCUCCAUAAAACCGAAGUGCAGGGCCUGGAGUGAGUAUUUGGGGUGAUUGCCUUUUACACGGCUGCCCCUUGCAUUCGACCCCAGCAUCCCGUAUGGUUCACUGAGCACUGCCAGGAAUAAUUCCUGAGUGCAGAGCCAGGAAUAACCCCUGAGUACCCCUGGGCAUGACUCCCCCCCCACACACACACACAUUCCUGCCUCCCCCCGCCAAAAAAAAAAAAAAAAAAAACAAGUGCAGAAACUCUGUGGCCAUGUCUUAAGUUUUAUAGCUUUACUAAACAUCAGUUUGGGAGCCAGAGCAAUAAUACAGUAGUAAGGCACUUGCCUUGCACGGGGCAGACUUGGGCUCAAUCCCCGACACCCCAUAGCACACAUAGCACAUAACAUAGCACAUAGCAUAGCACAGAUCCAGGAGUAAGCCCUGAGCAUGGCUGGGUUUCCCCACCCCUCUUUACCCCCUGCAAAGGCCAGUUUCAACUUCACAUUUCUAAGCCAGUGUUUCUCAACCUUUCUCCUUCCAUGGUCCCCUUCCAAGCUUGUUUCCUUCCUGGGACCAUCCCCACCCACCCGUUGGCCUCCUGCUCACCACUGUGGCCCUGUAUACAAUCCUGGGGGGUCCCAGGUAAGGCUGUGUGACCCCCAUUUGAGCACCACUGGUGUAGCCUGGGAGGAGGCGGCAGGUGAUGCAUCUUCUGUCUGUAGACACGCAUCUCCUCCUGGGAGAGCACAGGGCACAGGAUUCUCCCCAAAACUUCAGUUUCAAAAUUCCCGUCCUACUCAGUUCCUGGAAGCGAGCCCUGACAAACAGUUAGACGCCGGCCUUACUUUAAAAAUGGCAAGGGUGGGGCUCUCUGUCCCAGUUGUCCUUUGGCAUCUGAAGCUGGUGGAGAGACUGAAACUCUGCACAGUGGGAGGGAACCCACGCAAGUGUCAAGGCAAUACUGUAUUUAAACACACACACACACACACACACACACACACACACACACACACACAGUGUAUUCCAGUUAAUGGAUUUGCAUGAGGUCACUGGCUAACCUGGUCUUCAGAUGAAUCCUUUGCGACCCCUUACAGCUCCCUGUUCUUAUUUUGGUUGUAGUUCUUCCGUUUGCUGCUAGGCUGCUGCUGUCAUAUAUCCUGAAAGCUGCUACAUUAGGGCUUUGGUGCAAAUUCAUUUUAGAUGAGUUGUAUAGAGCUGACCUCAACACAUACAGGGAAAAAUCCUCCUAGACCCUCCUAGACCCUAGGCCUGACCUGUACUCUGGACAUCUUCCAGAUCCUUCCAGGAGCAUUUGCAUCUGUACUUGACAGAUGAACUAACUCUGUCAACAUACUGCCAAAUGUCCCUUCCAACUCAGAACAAGUUUUCUUUCUUUCUAUUGAUUUCUUUACAUUUGUCACCAAAAUUUAUCCAUUACUUUUUCUUCUUUCGUUUUUGCUUUUUGUUCUCUUUGGCAUUUUGGGUCACACCUGGCGAUGCUCAGGAAUUACUCCUGACUCUGCACUCAGCAAUUACUCGUGGCAGUACUCAGGGGACCAUAUGGGAUGCUGUGGGUUGAAGUGGGUUAGCUACGUGCAAGGCAAACGCCCUCCCCACUGGACUGUUGCUCUGGCCCCGCCAUAACUUUCUUGAGGGACCUGCAAAAAAAACCCCAAAACAAAACAAAAACCUUGUUGUGUGAAAUCACUUAGUAGUCAUGUUUUGAUAGCUCCUGUGGGUGGUGGUGGGGCGGGGGGGGGGGCACAUUAGUUCAGCUGGUGGGAUGCUUGCCUUGCAUGUGACUUCGACUACCUGGAGUGUCACUGAGUGCAGGACCAGAGUAAGUCUGGCUCCCCCCAACCCCCCCCCCCAAAAAAAAAGAAAAACCAAAAUAGUCAUCAAGAGGGACUGGCAAGGUGGCCUAGUGGGCUGAGUAAAUGUUUUGGUGUUGAAGGCCAGGUUCAAACCCAGGCUUCACGUGGUACUCCAGUUAUAGAGACAGGAGGAUCCCAUUGAGCAGAGCUGAGGGUAGGCCCCCCCCAAAAAAAAAAAAAACAGCAGCAAAAAGAGACUUGUAAAUUAAGGUGUUUUCGGGGACAUUUCCUGCUAGAAUGGGCCACAGGGAAGUAGGUGGGCCUGUCAGUUCUAGAAUAGGAGGCAGCUGGAGGUAAAGUGGCUUUUCUCAGGCCCAGGGAGCCCCGUGGGUAACAGUUUAGAGCACAGCGAGUUGCUUUUUCUCUCACUCCACUUUCACUCCCCUGUUCUAUUCUCCUUUCCCCUCCUAGUUGAGUGGCAUUGGAGGAAACGCGCUCUUUAGAGCCGCAGUCCAUGGAAUGUUGUUACAUGUUGUAAGAGAACAAAGUAUGUCUGGGGGAGGGGACUCCACAGUCAAUUAAAACUGAGGAAUGCCGGGUUCGUUUCCUUUCUGUAGGACUUGUAAGAGUUUCCAGCAUGCUGUCCUAGAUUGUGAAUUUCUAGGAGGGGACAAAGACUGUGUUUACCAGACUUAUUUGACUUUAAACUGCACGCGCGCCCCCCCUUCCCUCUAGCCCCCAUCCCACCCCCUCGCCCCCCAGCCUCUCAAAGGACCACUGUCCUUUGCAAAACAGGACUCUCAAAUAAGUUUACAGCUCUUUUAGAGGACAUUCUUCAUGGAAAUUCUGAAUGCUAAAUUCUCUGUUGCCAUGGUACCAGAUCAAACCAUAAAUAAAUCUCAAAGUUUAAUGAGAUACAAGAGAGAAACCUACUUGUCAUUCAAAGCUAUACUUAAAGUAUAGAGAUUCUUUCCCACCUAUGGUGUGUCCAAGCAGUAUUUGUGCUACAUUUUACAUGGUUUUUUUUGAAGAUCAGAUGAUGUGGUUGAUAGAAUGAUCCGUCUUAAUAACAUUUUUGUAUGGCACUUUAUAACUUCCAGACUGGCUUCCUUACAGUGCUGUAAGAUGAGCUGGUGUUAAGUAUUAUCGGAUGAGACACGGGAAGAAGGCUCAAGUUCUUGUGGGUUUGUUUGUUUUUUCUUCCCCCAUUACACCUCAAAAAGGUUGGAGUCAGAAUUCUGUAGCAGAAUUUCUGACACCAGGUCCAGAUUUCCUGAACCCAUGCCUGAUCCCUUAUUUUUCUUCUGGCUUUGUAUUUCAAAGGCAAAGGUGUAGAAACAAAUCUUCAAGUAACAACAUUUUCAGUUUAUAAUCAAAUGCUGAGUUUUUUUGGUUUGUCUGUCUGUAUGUUUGUUUUAAUUUCAGUGGCCCCACAGGUGAAGCUUUUAUUAUGGCUAUCCCAAAGAAAAUUCCUUAUUGUCCUUAAGCAGUGCUGUACAGGUUUUGGUGACUGAGUGUUUCAAAACAGGACAUAAUUGUGAAUCCCCGCUUGGAUAUAUAGUUGUAAUUGCUUUAAACUGUUACUUUUCAAAAAUGUAUCUUCUCUGCAUUCUCAGGCAAAGUAGAGAUGGUUGGAAAGUAAGAAAAGAUGAUUCAAGUGCAACAAUGUUCUUUCUUUUCACCAAUGCUGUUUCUUAGCUUUAACUUGCUUUGAUAACCUACUGAUGUCACUCUUUUUGUAAAUGUAAAAUAUUUAUAUUUUGAAAUAAAAUUACUAGUGAUAAAUGAA